GAAAAACGCACACUGGGACCUGUUUGUGGGGGUCGAGGGAGGGAAAAAUAGCUAAUGCAUGCUGGUCUUAAUACCUAGGUGAUGGGUUGAUAGGUGCAGUAAAUCACCACGGGACACAUUUACCUAUGUAACAAACCUGCAUAUCCUGAAUGUGUAUCCCAGAACUUAAAAUAAAAAUUUAAAAACUUAAAAACAACAAAAGUAAUGAAAUCAGUAUGCUGAAGAGAUAUCUGCACUACCAUGUUCAAUGCAGCAUUCUUCACAAUACCCAAGAUAUGGAAACAACCUAAGUGUCUACCAACAGAAGAAUUAAUUUUUAACAGUGAUAUAUAUGCACAAUGGAAUACCAUUCAGCUCUUUAAAAACAGGAAAUUCUGUCAUUUGCAACAACAUGGAUGAAUCUAGAGGACAUUAUGUGAAAUAAGCAAGGCACAGAGAGACAAAUACUGUAUGAUCUCACUUAUAUAAGGAAUCUAAAAAGUCAAACUCAUAGAAGUAGAGAAUAGAGUGGUGUUUGCCAGAGGCUGGGGAAGAAAGAGGUGAAUGGGGAAAGAGGAGACAUUGGUCAAUUGGUACAAAGGCACAAUUAGGAGAAAAAUUCUGGUGUUAUAUUGAACGGCAAGGUGACUAUAAUUAAUAUUGUAAUGUAUAUUUCAAAAUAUCUAAAAGAGAGGAUUUUAAAUGUUCUCACACAAAGAAAUGAUAAAUAUUUAAGAUUAUAGAUACACUAAUUACCUGAUUUGAUCAUUUCACAAUGUAUACAAGUAUUGAAACAUCACCUUGUACCCCACAAAUAUAUAUAAUUACUAUUCAUCAAUUAAAAAUAAAAUAAAACUUAAAAAAACAAAUUAACAUCACCAGCAAUAAGACAAAUCAACAUCAUAUAUUUUCUGAUAUGAUGCAUUGAGAAGAUACAACAUGUCCUCUGUAGUAUUAUCAUCAAAAAUGCAUAACUUUAAUCUAAUCAUAAGAUUCAAUCAAUCCAAACUGAGGAACACUCAACAAUAAAAGUAGUAAGUGGAAUUCAAAGAUGGCUCCCAAGUUUCCCUUUCUCUAGUGUCAACCCCUCUUUUUUAGUGUGGUUGUAACCUUUAAAUAUGAUGAGAUAAUCAAUGUCUUGAUUAGGUUACAUUUUACGGCAAAGGUGAUGAAAUAGUAACUAUUAUAAUAAUGUUACAUUAUACAAGAAUCUCCCAUAGCAGACUAGAGAUUUAUCUGCUGGCUUCCAAGAAGUAAGCUGCUAUAUUGUGAGAGGUACACAUGACUAGGACCUGAUGGAAGCAUCUAAAAACAGAGCAAACCCUUGACAAUAGCAAAAAAAAAAAAAAAAGUAAGACUGCAGUCCUCAAACUGUUAGAACUAUAUUCUGCCAACAACCAGCGAAUCUGGAAGGGGAUCCCAAGCCUCAGGUAAGAUCACAGCCUCAGGUGACAUUUUGAUUUCAGCCCACUGGUACCUGGAGCAGAGAACUCAGCUAAUGCAUACCUGGACUUUUGAGCCAUGAAAGCUGUGAGGUAAUAAAUUUGUGUUGUUUGCAGCCUCUAAAUUUUUGGUAGUUUUAUGCAGCAAUAGAAAAUAAUACAAUAAAUGACACACACUCUCCAAAACUUUCAAGGUCAUGAAAGACAAGGAAAGAUUGAAGGCCUGUCACAGAUUAAAAGAGAAUAAAGAGAAGUGACAACUAAAGGCAAUGUGAGAUCCUGAGUUACACCUUGGGACAGAAAAAUACAUUAGUUGUAUAACUGGUGAAAUGUAAAUAAAGUGUGUAGUUUAAUUUAACAUAUUGUACCAUGUUAAUUUCCAAUUUUUUAUAAUUAUACUAUGGUUAUGUAAGUUAUUAACAUUAGGGAAAAAAGGGUGAGGGGAAAUGAAAAUUUUUAUCUCCUUUUUGAAAUUUAUCUGGACUAUAACAUUAUUUUAGUAAUAAAGAGUUUAAAAAUAAAACCUGGAUGGUGGGAGGCCAAGGAGGGCAGAUCACCUGAGGUCAGGAGUUCAAGACCAGCCUGGCCAAGAUAGUGAAACCCCAUCUCUACUAAAAAUACAAAAAUUAGCUGGGUGUGGUGGCGGACGCCUGUAAUCCCAGCUACUAGGGUGGCUGAGGCAGGCGAAUCGCUUGCACCCGAGAAAGAGAGGUUGCAGUGAGCCCGGAUCGCACCACUACACUCCCGCCUGGGCAACAGAGCAAGACUCCAUCUCAGAAAAAAAAGAAAAAAGAAAACCUGAAUGGAUGAUCAGGAGGCUGAGGGCCAGUGGCCUCAAUAAAAAGACAUAGUUUCCUGGUCCAGUUUCUCGACCUGAACCAACGUUCAGAGCCACCAUAAACUGAAACGGGACUGGGUCCCCAGGAGGAGAGAUUUGUAACAUCAUGGCAAGUAUACAUGGUAAUGAUUUUUUCAGUCCUUCUCCAAAGGGUCCUACAUCCAUUUACUUGAGUAAUUGUGCACUGAAGAAAGAAGAAUACUCAAACAAGUCAAGGACUUUUAGUCACAGUGUCUGUGUUAAUAUUGAUACUCAGAUACCCAACUGGCUUCCUGGCUUUCCUAUCUAGUAUGAUUGCCCCUUCUCCUAAGAGCAGUGAAGAGGAAGAGCAAAAGGAUGAAGAAGUUCUUCAGGGAGAACAAGGAGAUUUUAAUGAUAAUGAUACCGAACCAGAAAAUCUGGGUCACAGGCCUCUCCUCAUGGAUUCUGAAGAUGAGGAAGAAGAGGAGAAACGUAGCUCUGAUUCUGAUUAUGAGCAGGCUAAAGCAAAGUACAGUGAUAUGAGCCCUGUCUACAGAGACAAAUCUGGCAGUGGACCAACCCAAGAUAUUAAUACAAUACUCCUCACCUCAGCCCAAUUGUCCUCUGAUGUUGGAGUGGAGACUCCUAAACAGGAGUUCGAUAUAUUUGGCGCCGUCCCCUUCUUUGCAGUGUGUGCUCAACAGCCCCAGCAAGAAAAGAAUGAAAAGAGCCUCCCUCAACACAGGUUUCCUGCUGCGGGACUCCAGCAGGAGGAAUUUGAUGUAUUCACAAAGGCGCCUUUUAGCAAGAAGGUGAAUGUACAAGAAUGCCAUGCGGUGGGGCCUGAGACACAUCCCAAAAGCAUAGAUAUAUUUGACUUCACUCCAUUUCAGCCCUUCCUCACAUCAACAAGUAAAAGUGAAAGCAACGAGGACCUUUUUGGGCUUGUGCCCUUUGAGGAAAUAACGGGGAGCCAGCAGCAAAAAGUCAAACAGCGCAGCUUACAGAAACUGUCCUCUCGCCAAAGGCGCACAAAGCAGGAUAUGUCCAAAAGUAAUGGGAAGCGGCAUCAUGGCACGCCAACUAGCAAAAAGAAGACUUUGAAGCCUACCUACCGCACUCCAGAGAGGGCUCGCAGGCACAAAAAAGUGGGUCGCCGAGUCUCUCAAACCAGCAAUGAAUUUUUAACCAUCUCAGACUCCAAGGAGAACAUUGGUGCCGCAGUGACUGAUGGGAACGAUAGGGGGAACGUCUUACAAGUCGAGGAGAGUCUGUUGGACCCCUUUGGUGCCAAGCCCUUCCAUCCUCCAGACCUGUCAUGGCACCCUCUACAUCAGGGCCUGAAUGACAUCCGUGCUGAUCACAAUACUGUCCUGCCUAAGCAGCCAAGGCAAAAUUCACUACAUGGGUCAUUCCACAGUGCAGAUGUAUUGACAAUGGAUGAUUUUGGUGCCAUGCCCUUUACAGAACUUGUGGUGCAAAGCAUCACUCCACAGCAGUCCCAACAGUCCCAACCAGUCGAAUUAGACCCAUUUGGUGCUGCCCCAUUUCCUUCUAAACAGUAGAUACUUCUGAUGGAUUACUGGCAUUAACUCCUGUUUCAAAAAAGUAUGAAUAGUUUUAUGAAUUUGAAAAAAAAUUGAAUGGCUGUUUAUGUCGUUCGUUCUUAAAGAUCAAUCAGAACAGGUGAUUUUUAAAAAACCAAAUAGAAAAAUGAAGUAUCUCUACAGGGUAGUAACUUGAUGCCUCUUCCAAGCAGGAGAAAAGGGAGCUAAAUUGCCAGCUCUAACUAAGGGUUUCUGCUACUGACCUCACAACACAGAAAUGCAAGUGUGGUACUUCCAGUGAAAGCACAUGGCAUCCUUCCAGGUGUGUAACCACUCAGGAGGGACAGUAAAACUGUUAUUUUUAAUAUCAGAAUGUCAUUUUUGUGUGCAUAUCCCUAAAAUUAGGGUUAUUUGUACAUACACUAGUUACGUUUGUGAAUUUUUUAAAGAUCUCUUCUAAUUUCCAUGCAGUUAAAAACAAUCUAGUUCUCUUAAAGCAUUAGAAAGUUAUUAUCUGGAGAGUGCAGAGAUUUCACUCCAUACACCUUUCUCCACAAAGCAGAACCAGAAGUAACUGGCUAUUGUGCCUAAAACUAUUUCAUUUUAAAAACAAGUGCCAUUAAUAUGGAAUAUCUAAUGAUAAGUACAUGAAAUAACGUGUAUAUUAAUUAGCUCAAUUUAGCUAUUCCACAAUUUACAUAUUUCAAAACAAUGUUAUACAUGAUAAAUAUAUAUAAUUUUUGUCAAUUAAAACAUAAAUUUUAAAAAUGGACUAUCGCAUAGAAGCCUAGAACAAAAAUAUAAAGAGAAAUAUCUGACAUUCAAAAAGAAAUGAUAAGCAGAAAAAAUGAUAUAGAAGAAAAAAUUCACUACUUUAGAAACACUUUAUAUUGUUUAUGAAUGGCUUCUUGCCCCAAAUUUUUAUUAACAUGGCCCUAAUAAAGCAGAUUAUUGGAAAAAAUUGGGAGUGAGGACAAGGGUUAUAUAAAAAUUUUAUUUUAGGAAGAAAAUAUGUAGGAGAAACUGAAUUUUCAGGACAUUUACAGUGUGAAAUCAUGUUGCAUUUAAUAAUGUACUUUAUUAGCAACUUCACCAAAUAUUCCCCAAGUCAUAAGCAACAAUUAUUUUUAUUAGGUUUGGGGGGUGGAGUAGUUUUAAUAAAGUGCACCGAACGGUGACAUCCACAAAGCCUUAUAGGCAGGAUUCAUGCAUCCUGCUGCAAGUACCUCUGCACGAAUAAAUUAGAUCCUAAAAUGCAUAUAAGGUGGACUAGCAUCUUAACUCUGCUAGUUGAUCGUAUCUUCACUGAAAAGAACCCAGCUACCAAUUGCCUUUUUUUAACACCACAAAUGCUAAUUAGAAACUUGAGAUUUUAUAGAAAUUAUUUAAUGAUAGAGAUUACAUAUGUGAAUUAAUGUGAAUAUAGUAUCUGUGCUUCCUGUGUCUAUAAAUAUUUUAAGUUAUAAUUAACUGUCCUGCACUAUCAGAUUAACAUUUGGAAGUUUCUAGAACAGUUAAUGCUAUUUACAGAAAGGAGUGGAAACUCAUCAACUGGCACUCUCUUUGAUUUUUGUAUUUUAAAUUAACUCUCUUUGAACCCAAUUAAAGUAUAUUUUAUGAGUAAUUUUGUUAGGCAUCUCUUAAUUAUAGUGCCUCAAUGGGAUAAGAUAUUUGCCUAUUUUCACAGUUCUGAACUUGGAAAGAAGCAAAGUAUAUGUAAAUAAACCACAUAUUUGUCUUUUUAUUGCUUUUUUCCCUCUUUUAUAUGCUAAAUCAAAUAUAAAUUUGUGGAUAGGGAAGCAAUAUGUGAAUCACAAUGUAGCAGAGGCAGACCAAGCAUUACAUUAUUACUUAGAGUUGUACUUUUAGAGCUGGACUGCACCAAUUACUUGUCCUCAUGCCAAAGGCAAAUAUAUUUGCAACUUUUUUUUUUCAUUUCUCAGGUUGAUUAAUACUGCUAAUGCAAAUGCUCAAGUAGAUGUUUAAAAACUUUACAAAAUAGAUUCAAGGAAUACUUUCUUUUAAAAGUGAAGACUUGAUGAUUACACAUAGUAAAUUCAUGAACUACAGUAGGUUUGUAUCAAACAGAAUAACUUUUUAAAUGAAAAUCUUUUGAGGUGUGCACAAUAUGCUUCUUAUUUUAGUCCUUGCUCUUUGCUAGAUCUCAUGAGUUUCAUCAUUUAGAAAAGGGGUAGGGGAUUAACUAGUGUGGUCUCCUUCAGAUGUAAACAUGAAAUACCUAGCGUUUUACUUGCUUCUCAAUACACUGAAUAAUUUUAAAUGAUUCAGACACUGAUGUAGACCCUUUGGCUUAUAAUGUUGGAUAAAUUCUGAGGAAACAACUCUGACAGCUUAAAAUAUUUACAUUCUUAUGUUAUAACACAGCACAGUAACUUUCUUCUUUCAAGAUUGUAGCUCAGAGAAAAGACACAGGAUUCCAUUGGGGGUUCAAAGGGAUAGAAAUGGAGAGAUUCCUUUGUGUUGAAGUAGAGGCAUUUUCCUAAAAAGUAUAUAUUUAUACUUUGCAUUUUCAUUCAUCAUCCCCCAGAAUCAUGGUCAAAGUGUAGGUCACUCCACACAGCUGAUGCUCAGGUCAUUGCAUUAUGAGAAUU
Pan troglodytes (chimpanzee) is the source of this 6379-nucleotide messenger RNA. Its product is annotated as putative BMP-2-inducible kinase-like protein. The coding region runs from base 2550 to 3785 and encodes 411 amino acids. The transcript has a single exon. The record is from RefSeq and is a predicted model, not a curated record. Lineage: Eukaryota; Metazoa; Chordata; Mammalia; Primates; Hominidae.